ACCAAUUGUCCACAGUGGCAAUGAUCAACCCAUAAGAUCACUUUAUUGACAAUAGUGCAUGGUUAUUCCCCAGUAACCCGUUAUGAAUGGAUACAAUGGCCUCCGCUAAAGAAACCCUCGCGCUGCUUGGGCUCAUUGGCCAGUUAGCCUGGCUGAAUAUGAUGAAGGGGAAGCCGAAAAUAAACUCACAGCUGCAAGACGUUUGUGGUGUUAAACUAUUCAUCAUUGAUUAGGUCCCGGCAUGGGGGACAUGAAGACCCCAGAUUUCGAUGACCUGUUGGCAGCGUUUGACAUUCCCGACAUUGAUGCUAAAGAGGCCAUCCAGUCUGCUCCUGAUGAGGCUGAGGGCCCACACGGGCCAGGCGGUGCUCCUCUGGGAAAGCCAGACGGUGGGGUUGGUGUAGGGCCGUCUCUGAGACCACCUAGCCCCCCAGACCCCCAAGCUGACACCCCUAUUGUCAGCGUUAUUGUAAAGAACCGUGUGCGACACGACACCAUCGACGGAGGGGAUGGGGACACAGACCAGGACACUAUGGACGGCAUUGCUGGGGUCGCUGUGGGUCCACGGCUUGGUGCCUGUACCCCAAGCAUGGCGGAAUCUGAACCACUCAACCACAAUGGGUUUGGGGUCUCUGGUGUGACCCCGCCCCUAACCCAGGCUCAUGCCCAAUCUAAUGGGGAGCCGUGGUCCGUGUGUAAACCCAAAACAGCUUCAGAGGGUGGAGGAUGCGGUGCUGGAUCAACUAAAUCUGCCAAGCAGGUUGGCAAUAUAUUCAACAGACUGAAGCCUCUCCUGGUGCAGGGGUCGGGAGACCCUGUAGGGAAGGCUAGAAAGAUGCAGCUUCUACAGCAGCAGCACUACCAGCAGCAGCAGCAUACACAGCAAGAGACGGGCCAAGGAGGAGGAGAUGAGGACAAAGCGUCGUUAUCCUCCUCUUCAUCUGUCGAGUCUGCUCCUCUUGUCCCAGCAGUGUCAGUUGGACUGUCCUCUCCUUUCUUCCCGCCUUCCAAGCCUCUGCUCCUGUCUCCGUCAUCAGCCCUCUCCUCACACCCGCUGCACUCAUCUCAGCCGUUUAACGGGGCACCUAAAGCCGGCCCGGCAUUAUUUAGUCCCCGAGACUCGGAGGAGGAUGAUUCCGAUCCGGACCUAGGGCCCCCGCUGCUGAUCCAGGAACCCCCUGACUCCCCCUGCCGCACCCCUCCCAAACUGGCACGUCGUUUUAGAUCCCCUGCUGCCAUCUCUGACUCCACCCAUCCCAUGGCCUCUUCGGCAGCUCACCCCAAACCAGGGGACACUCCCUCGGGCACUAGCGUGACCUCAACUCCCCAGUCAGGCUCCACCAAGAGUCCACCACAGGAAGACAAACACCCAGAGCAUGUUAUAGAAGAGCGGGACUCGCCUGAAAGUCCUGAGCCAGAGAUAUCCAAAUCGGCAGCACCAGUAACUGCCAAGAGGUGCUCCAGCCCUGCAGUAGCCUCCACACCACCCCCCUCAGACCUUCAGGAGCCUAAGGAGGAGGAGGAGGAGGAGGAGAUGGAGUUGGGGAAUGGAAUAGAGAAGGCUAUGGAUGGCAAGGCAGAUUUUGGAAAGGAAGAGGGUGCAAGAACAGGAGAGGAGAAAAUGGAGAUGGAUGAUGGCAAGUCUAAACCUCCAACCACCGAAGGUGGCACCUCAAUUCCAGGAGGGCCUGCGGCUCCUGCCAGGCCCCUCAAAGUGCGGAUAAAGACCAUCAAAACCUCCACUGGUGGAAUCACCAGAACUGUUACCAGGGUCGCACCCAAAGCAGGUGCUGCCGGAGCCAAGGGUUUGGACCCCAGCAAGGCUCAUCAAGGGGGGCGCAAGGCCCCAGCCAACAGGUCCCGGAAGCCUGACACUCCCUCUGGUCGUAUGGUAGCCUCCCAGCCGCAGAAAGUAAAGAGCCUCAACACACUACCUGUGUCUACACUAGCAGCCAGUAGCGCUAUGCUAGUUGCUGCAACCAAGGCUCAGAACAAGAUGGCUGCCUCAGACAAAGCCAUGGUAUCUGCCACUGCUGUUAGCUUCACUAAAUCUGCCGCCCUGCCUGCCGCUCCCUCUGUCUCCUCUCCUAAGUUCUCAGUAGCCACUGGUGGGCUGUGCGUACGUCCUGUCGGUGCUAAAACAGCUAACGGAGGCACCGCCAGCGUCCUAGCCGGCACUCACCAGCCAAACAAGCCUGCCUCCAUCGUGAACAGUACGGGUGCCGUCAUCUCCCGCAGUCAGUCUAGCCUGGUGGAGGCCUUCAACAAGAUCCUCAACAGCAAGAACCUGCUGCCCAGUUAUAAACCCGACCUUUCGGCUCUUCCGCCCCCAGAGUGGGGGCUUCCUCUGCCUGCCACGGGUUACCGCUGUCUGGAAUGUGGUGACGCCUUCGCUCUGGAGCGCAGCCUGGCCCGUCACUACGACAGGCGCUCGCUGCGCAUCGAAGUGACCUGCAAUCACUGUGCCAAACGGCUGGCCUUCUUUAACAAGUGCAGCUUGCUGCUCCACGCCAGGGAGCAUAAAGAACGUGGGCUGGUCAUGCAGUGCUCUCACCUCGUCAUGAGGCCCGUCAACAUGGAGCAGAUGAUUGGCCAGCAGGACACCACACCCAUCGGCAUGCUCUCCCCUUCUUCAAUCUCCUGUCCUCCCCCAGUCUCCUCCCCCACGUCCGGAGUCCCCGCCGUAUCGUCCAGCUCCAGCCCACUGAAGGACACACGGUCUCCCUCCGCCGCACAGCCGAGACCAGUCCGCCGCGCGCUCCAGAGCCCCCAGGCACUGAUGCCCCUCCCCUGCAAGAAGGGCGAGGUGCUGCAGUACCACAACUUCAAGUGUCCCGAGUGCCAGGCCCAGUUCUCUGGCAAGGCCGAGCUGGUCGCCCACUUCCAGCAGAUCAGAGCUACCCCCAACUCGACCUGUACCCUGUGUUCUCCUCCCAUGAUGCUGCCUAACUGGUGCAGUGUGUCGGCUCACCAGAGGAUUCAUAAGCACCGGGCACCCUACGUCUGUCCAGAGUGUGGGGGCAUCGCCCGGCAAGCCAGCUUCCAGACCCACCUGGAGGAGGCCUGUCUGCACUUCGCACGCCGCAUCGGAUACAGGUGCUCCAGUUGCCAGGUGGUCUUUGGGGGUCUGAACUCCAUCAAGUCCCACAUCCAGACGGCCCACUGCGAGGUGUUCCACAAGUGCCCCAGCUGCCCCAUGGCCUUCAAGUCUGCCCCUAGUGCACAGGGACACAUCAGCACCCAGCACCCUACCCUCACCGGGGGACAGGCCAAAAUGAUCUACAAGUGUGUGAUGUGCGAUACAGUUUUUACCCAGAAACCGUUACUGUACAUGCAUUUCGACACCCACCUGGCCAAGCAGAAAGUGCAUGUGUUCAAGUGUCCUGACUGCACCAAACUCUACGCGCAGAAAGGUUCCAUGAUGGAACACAUAAAGACUGCUCACAGAGGGCUGUCAGUCAAACAGGAGGGACAAUCCGAUGCCUCCGCCACUGCCACAGCCCCUACCAACCCCUCCCCCCCAUCCCCCCCCAAAUCUAAGCCCUCUGAAAAAACAGACAACUCAGAUGGAGAGGACUGGGGCCGAGACCAAGAAGAAGAGGAGGAAGGAGAGGAAGAGGGGGAUGAGGACUAUGAGAAACCUGAGAAUCAGUCUAGUUCUAUGGAGGCAGGCAGCCAUCGUGGGACCCCCUCAGAAUGGAGCUGCCAGCAAUGUCAGAAGAGCUUCACACAGAGCGACGACUACAUCUCUCACAUGAAAACAGAGCAUGGAAAGGCUAUGAAGAAGUUCCUGUGUCGUGUGUGCGAGAGCUCCUUCUGCACCUCUUCCAGCCUGCGGCGCCAUGUACGCGUCAUCCACGAGGGCAACAAGAGAGUCUUCCACUGCCAAUAUUGCACUGAGGGCAAGCGGACCUUCAGCAGUCGGCUCAUACUGGAGAAGCAUAUCCAGGUCCAUCAUCACGGGGUCAGAUCCACUGAUGGACAGGGCCCUCAGACCAGGAAGCGUUCAGCACCGGGCAAGGGGCCAGGCAGCUCGUCUGAAGCUGACGGGGAGGGGGGGCCACCAGGGGACGAGGAAGGGGGUGGCACGGACAGUGGAGAGGCCACAGAGGAGGGGGGCGAGGAGGGCUGCAGUCCCGUGAAGAGAACUCGCGCGUCAGCGCCUCCCGAGCCCGAAGAGGCCGACAACGUGUUCCACUGCGUGCCGUGCGGCUUCGCCACAGAGGACGCCGCCGAGUUCCAGCGCCACAUCCCGCAGCAUUGCGCCGAUGCCGCCUCCUUCCAGUGCCUGCAGUGUGGCGUGUGCUUCGCCUCGGCCGGCUCCCUGGGACGCCACCGUUUCAUCACCCACCGCGUGAGAGACCCCCAGGGGGAGUCCGAUCGCAGGCCGCCACGCACCCCUUCUUCCCCAGAUGGCUCACCACCCUCCCCCCUGGAAGGAGAGGACGGAAAGGGGAGUAUGAGCUGCAGGGUGUGCAGGCGGCUCUUCAACAGGGCCUCCGACCUUAACACCCACUUGAGGACCCAUGGCAUGGCCUUCAUCACCGCCCACAAGACGGACAAGCCCCAGUAGGUUGAAGCUGCCCCUAGCUGCUGAUCCUGGGUCAGUUUUGCAUUUCCCCCACUAAUGUUUAAGGUUAGGAUUGGGGAGAGGAAGCUGAUCCUAGAUCUGUAACUCUGGGAAACUUCACCCCAGAGCCGGACAAGCCCCAGUAUGGAGAGGGUUGAGGCCUCGGGGGUGACGGACAAGCCUGGGAGAUGAGGGGUUUUGACUUUGAAUCAUACUUGGGUAGCUGAAUUUGGAUGGAUAAAAGCAGACCCAGAUCUACUUCUGUGCUGUUUUGAGCCAACUGAGCUCUGUGUUUCUUUGUCACUAACUGUGCAGUAAAACUCGCAUGCUGAGCAUCAUACUGAGCAGUGGACUGGACACGCAUGGGGAUGAGAGUUCUGAGGGUCAAGACCACCUGAUCAUAGCAUUUACUUAAGCCAUAUGUGUCCAUCAACUUUUCGAUUACUUAUUAUUUUUCUGCCUUUAAUAUUAUUGUAUCUUUAUGUGAACCAUACUAUAUUUUCUACAUGCGUUUUCUUCAUUUGUCCAUGUCUUUCUUACUAAUUUCCUUAUCCGAGCCAUGUGUCUUGCAUUGCAUUGUCAAGCUCACAUCCACACACACACUGUACAAAGAAAGCACUCCUUUGGUUGGUCCUAGAUCAGUUUCUAUGGGUCAAUCUCUUUAGUGAGGGCUGGAUAAAACUGUU
Molecule: messenger RNA, 5256 nt
Organism: Oncorhynchus mykiss (rainbow trout)
Lineage: Eukaryota; Metazoa; Chordata; Actinopteri; Salmoniformes; Salmonidae
Gene: znf687b
Product: zinc finger protein 687b
Source: RefSeq, a predicted model, not a curated record